This is a messenger RNA of Brassica oleracea var. oleracea, 462 nucleotides long. RefSeq lists its product as uncharacterized. The transcript has a single exon. Bases 1 to 462 code for a protein of 153 amino acids. The record is from RefSeq and is a predicted model, not a curated record. NCBI's taxonomy places the organism in Eukaryota, Viridiplantae, Streptophyta, Magnoliopsida, Brassicales, Brassicaceae.
AUGGAGCCAGAAGAUGAUAGAGAUCCUUAUCCUUGGAUAAUUUGGUACAUCUGGAAAGCUAGAAAUGAUAAGUUGUUUAGAGGCAUAGACAAAGACCCAUUGGAACUUGUCAGAUAUGCAGAGAGUGAAUGCCAAGCAUGGUACAAUGCGAGAGAAACUAUACCGGUUCCUCCGCAGGCACAUAUUGCUGAAGAAACACAUGCCUUAAGCUUGAGUAAUAUUUGCAUGGUGAAUGGUUCAUGGACUUCCACAACUAAGUUUAGUGGAUUGGGAUGGGUGUGGAAGGAUAUCAUGAGGAAGAUUCAACUCAUGGGGACAAUGAAUUUAAGGAGGCGUGAAACAGCGCUACACUCGGAACUGGAAGCACUACAAUGGACAAUGGAGAGCAUGAUACAACACUCGCCCUGUCAAAGAUUUGGGACAGAUUGCAAAGACAUGAUUGCAAUGAUAGAACAACCAUAA